Xylaria bambusicola is the source of this 3342-nucleotide messenger RNA. RefSeq names its product family 2 glycoside hydrolase. The coding region runs from base 507 to 3149 and encodes 880 amino acids. The transcript has a single exon. The record is from RefSeq and is a predicted model, not a curated record. Lineage: Eukaryota; Fungi; Ascomycota; Sordariomycetes; Xylariales; Xylariaceae. Gene Ontology annotation, molecular function: hydrolase activity, hydrolyzing O-glycosyl compounds. Gene Ontology annotation, biological process: carbohydrate metabolic process.
UGGUUGCCUGCUUCGCCUGCUGUCGCAAUUGCAACAACAAUAAUAAGCAACGAUGGUCUAGAUUUAGCUGCUUGCGGCAUGGCGCAGGUACCUUGCUGUCGCUUAAUCUUCUAGCUCCAAAAGGAUCAAUUCCGUUCCCUCUUGUUGCGACCCUCUGGUCCUCUACUGCAGAAGGUAUCGCUCUCCUGACGGCCUCCAACGAUCAUUCUUACGCAGCCACGGUGGCCUCGCCAGUCGGAGCAGAAGGGCUGAGCAAUUAAUUAAUAUAUUCAACGGCUUCGCAUCAGCAAGAGAACCGCCUCCAAUCUGCGGGGAAGCUGGGUAGGUCCACCUCCCAGCGUAACAUGCCAUAUUAGGUAACUUGCGAAUAUCAUUUGGGAUCUUGGCACUGGUGAUGGGGUUGCCUUAAAUGGUCCACUGAGCCAUCGUUCUCGUCUUUUAUAACUCCAUUCCCCUCACCCCAUUCGAUGGCGGUGUUCAGUCGAAUUUGACAUAAACAGCCCACUAUGCGAGGAUACGAAGUGUUGGGGCUAUUGCUUGGGCUAGGAGGGGCCUCAGCAACCUCAUUGCAUUCGAAGCCAGGCUAUCCAGCAAUCAUACCAUCAUGGGAUAUCCAGAGCUCUGCAAAGGCUGGCACCGACCUGAAUGCCCUGUCUAAAAUCGGCGCUGAUACUUCGUCAUGGCACCGCAUCGACAGUUCAAGGUGUACCUUGACAGGGUGUCUUUUACAAGUGGGCGUUUACAAUGAAGAAGAUUGGUUCUAUUCGGAAAACCUCAAGAGUGUUGAUGCUGAUCAGUUUCGAGUUCCAUGGUUAUAUCGAAAUGAAUUCAACCUUGACUUAACCCCUGGAAAGCACUAUUUUCUUCAGACUCACGGCAUUACUUCCAAAGCCGACAUAUUCAUUAACGGGAAACAGAUAGCUAAUAACCUCACGCAAGCUGGAGCUUACGCUGGUCACAAAUACGACGUGUCUGGCAUUCUAGACAACCAUAAUGCAUUGGUUGUACGAGUUUAUCCCACAAAUUACAACUACGAUUUGGCAUUAGGAUUUGUUGACUGGAAUCCCUACCCUCCAGACAAUGGAACCGGAGUUUGGCGAGAUAUUGAGCUGAAGCAGACGGGUCCUGUGGCAUUGGAUACAUUGCGAGUGAUCACGGAAACAGACUUGCCAAGUAACAAUUCUACAGCGCACGUCACCCUGAAAUCGACCGCUCAGAACUUGGAGUCGCAUGAAGUUACUGUUGAGCUUAACGGCAAUAUCACCUCCGAAUGUGGCCAAAGUUAUACUUGGAACCAGACAGUGACACUCGGCGCAUUACAGUCCAAAGAACUGGUCUUGUCAACGGCGUUGAAGAAACCCAAGAUCUGGUGGCCACGACAAUGGGGCAAACAACCGUUGUAUACUGGUCAGUUGUCAGUGUCGGUAAACGACGAGUUAUCCGAUGUGGUCGACGCCAAAUUCGGCAUUCGCAAGGUCACGUCAAAGGUUAACUCUCAUAACGAUACGAUCUUCUACGUGAACGGGCUACCUUUUCAGGUCCUUGGCGGCGGUUACUCAGCUGACAUGUUCCUUCGCUGGGACAGCGAGAAAUUCACCCAGCAAGCUCAACUGACCUUAGAUCUUGGUGGUAAUACAAUUCGGCUAGAGGGGAAGAACGAACACCCAGAGCUUUACGAAAUUGCAGACAAACUAGGCUUGAUGGUGCUUGCGGGCUGGGAGUGCUGUGACAAAUGGGAAGCCUGGUCCUUUAACCCGGACUUGGCUGUGAAGGUAGAGUGGGUAGAGAAAGACUACGUGAUUGCCAAUGCAAGUGUCAAGCAUGAGAUUUCCAUGCAGCAGAACCAUCCAAGUAUGCUAGGAUUUCUCGUAGGAAGCGAUUAUUGGCCGGACGACAGGGCUGCAGAAAUAUACCACUCCGCAUUCAAAGAAUCGGGUUGGCAAAUACCCGUCAUUGCAUCGGCGUCGAAACGAAGUUAUCCGAAGAUCUUCGGGCCUUCGGGAAUGAAAAUGGAUGGCCCUUACGACUGGGUCCCGCCCAACUAUUGGUACAAUGUCGAACCAUCUGAAGAUCGACUCGGAGCAGCAUUUGGGUUCGGGUCUGAGCUCGGUGCUGGAGUAGGUACUCCUGAAAUUAGUAGCCUGAAGAAGUUCCUUAGCAAGGAAGACAUGGACGAUCUCUGGAAGAAGCCGAACAAGGGCCUUUAUCACAUGUCUACGAACGUCUCCUCAUUUUACGAUCGCAAGAUCUACAAUGAUGGUCUAUGGGCACGUUAUGGUGCCCCUACAUCACUGGAAGACUAUCUACUGAAGGCUCAGAUGAUGGACUAUGAAGCGACUAGGUCGCAGUUCGAAUCCGUGUCAGCUUUUUGGAAUAAAGAGCGACCAGCCACUGGACUCAUCUACUGGAUGCUCAACAACGCAUGGCCAAGCCUUCACUGGAAUUUAUUCGACUAUUAUCUGCACCCUGCUGGAUCUUAUUUUGGUGCCAAAGCAGGCUCCAGACUUGAGCAUGUCGCAUACGAUUAUCUCAAGAAGUCUGUCUAUCUGAUCAACCAUUCAAUCGACAAAAAUGGAUCAAGGAUUCUCUCAGUGGAUGUAAUUGACAAGAAUGGAAAGUCACUCUACUCGGCAACUAAGACCGUAGAGACGAAACCGAACACGAGCCGCAAUGUCCUCGAUAUAACAAAGCCAAUGAAGACGACUACUGAUGUCGUAUUCUUACGCAUCACAUUAGCCACUGCUGAUCAAAAGACCGUCCUCAGCCGCAACGUUUACUGGCUAGCGAAGGACCUGGAUAUUCUCGAUUGGGAAGACUCCGACUGGUUCUUCACUCCUGUUACGAGAUAUGCAAAUUAUACCGCUCUGAACAAGUUACAAAGUGCAGAGGUCUCCGUGUCUACUAGCGCUGCCAAGGGCAAAAAGCAAGGCGCUACUAUCAUUCUUGAAAACAAAUCUUCCGUACCAGCCGUUUUCGUCUCGCUGAACUUGGUUGAUAAGGACGGCAAGGAUGUCCUGCCAGUGUUUUGGUCUGAUAAUUAUGUUACGCUCUGGCCGCAUGAGAAGCUGGAGUUGAAGGCUGAGGGAUCUGGGGCCGCGGCUGUAGAGGUUAAGGGGAAGAAUGUUCAGUCAGCCAAGGUGUCGAUCUAGAGAUAUCAAAACUCAGGAAAGUAAUACGGUGUUAUGUAUGGGGAUUUCAUAGUCAGUUCGAAAAUAUAAUGUAUAUCUUGGCUACAGGGUGAAUAGGUAGUCCGACUCCUGGGAUGGGACAUUCUACAGCCUAAUGGGAAUUCUUGCCUUUUAAUACGCGUAUACGCUCCACGGCACAGGCAGUAAGCCGAGC